GGGUACAUGGGCAUUAGCGCUUGGUUUAUAAUACACUGACAAGACUAUGGUAGGUUUGUUUGUUUAGUUUUGGUUCCUCUUUUAUAAAACUGGGUAGUCCUCUUAACUUGACCAGCAUUUUACUUAAACCGUUGUUUCUAGACACGAAAUUGCUCAAGAAAAAUCACAGAAUGUUCAGAAAUAUGCGCCGAAGCCAAAAUAGAAACGGUAGGUGCGAAAAAUUACCAUUUCCGACUAUCCACGAACAAACUGUGUGGCAAGAAUGCACCUCAGGCAAUUUACCUGGAAACGCAGUUAUAGGUGCAGUAGAACCAAAUGGAAUUGGAAUUAUGUACAUUGCUCAAGCAAACUGGGAUUCCAAAGUUGUCCCUGGGUUUACAACGUGCCAUGCCGAUGAAAUACUUUUCCCAUAUGCCUGUGUAGAGCAAAGGAGUCGGAAUUUUAGAGUCCUGACGUGCGAGAACACAGAGAGCUUGCAUUGGUUGAAAAGUAGAGAAGGCAUCACCCCCAGAACAGCCGUGGUUGGGGGUGAAGAGUCAUAUGGAGAAAGGGUUUAUAUUGGAAGAACCUGUACUCCUUUAACUGGGGGUGUAACUGCAGAUUAUGUUCCACUCUACCUUAACCGGGCACUUUCUGAUAAUAAUAAGCGUGUUGGAAAAAUACAUCCUUCUCACCACCGUUUAUAUAUUCCUUAUAAUGGAGAUGAAUUUAACUUUGAUCAGUAUGAAGUUCUAUGCUACAAAGAAUCACCUGGUCGCCUUCUGAAUAUUUGUAAAUGGAGAAUUCAGCAGGUAUUGGGUUGGCAAAAAAAGAAAAUCAAUCUUUUACCAUUACCUCCAGUACUUAUAAAAUUUCUUUUGGAAAAAUAUGAAGAUUAGGAAGAAUUUAUAGGAACCAAGCAAUCUUAUUUCUUCAAGUUUUAUUAACAGACCACUUUUUUUAGGUAUUGUCGUUAUGUUUUGCUCGUUAUGGUUAAGCUCCUAAGGUGCAGCAAGUAAUGGGAUUGAAGCCAGAGGCCAAUUAGCCUAUUGUCAUAGUUGCAUGAAAAAUAAAUUUAUCCAUGUACUCACUACCUAUAUCAAUGAACCGUAAUCACGCAUGCAAUUAGUUUUCAUGCACUUCUGUUUACCUUGUGAUUCAAUUCUAAAUUAAAUAUAUACAACUCCUGC
Molecule: messenger RNA, 1169 nt
Organism: Ciona intestinalis (vase tunicate)
Lineage: Eukaryota; Metazoa; Chordata; Ascidiacea; Phlebobranchia; Cionidae
Source: RefSeq, a predicted model, not a curated record